GCACAGAGAUGGAUGCAAGGGACUUGGUCCCAAUUGUCGUGGAAGACUUUAAGAAAAUAGAUUACAGCAAAUGGCAGAGGAUAGAAGCAAAGGAGAAGAAAUCUUCAGCCCCCAAGUUGACUUUGCCACCCAUCACAAACGAGGGCAAGAAGAAGAAAGGGAAGAAAAGCAAGCCAGUUACAUUGAUGUUGAAUAAAAAUCCACCCUUGCCUUCGAAGACAUUAUCUUCCCAAGAGAAAUAUGGAAGUUUUACUCAGAGGAAAUUGUCACUGAAGGAGACUGAAUUAACUAAAAAUUUGGAAGAUGUCAAAACUAUCAAGCAUCUGACCAAGUUGAAGAUAAAUUUCAUAGAGGAGCUGAAGCAGCACAGUGCCUACCUGGCAGAGACCAACCGCAGGUUGGUUGAGGACAUUCAGCACACUGAUGACCACACUGCCAAGCAAGCCAGAGACCUGCUGCAGCAAUAUGAAGCAUUUGGGAAGGUCAAGGCAGCGAUGCAGAACUUCACUCAGAGCCGGCUGGAUACAGCAAGAGCAGAAUUCCGAGAAAUGGAAGAAAAAAUGGAAAAGAAUCUGGAAAAACUACAGCAGCAGCUGGAUAAAGCCACUUCAAAGGUACAGGUUCUCCAGGACGAGCUUCACAUGCUGCAGACCUACAUGGACAGAGAGUAUCCAGCAAAAGCUGUCCAGAUAGCCUUUCUGCUGCGCAAGAUCCAGAGCCUGAAGGAGCAACAGCAGUACGAGAUAGAUGAGACAGAAGCACUGGGGAAAGCCCUCCUGGAGGAACUGGAAGCAAAGCUGCGGGUGGAACAGGAGGAGCUAUUGGAGAGAGUCAUGGAGGAGAUGUUACUGCAUCAGGAUGGCCUGAAGCAGAUGGUUAUGAACAAUCACAUUCUGCAAUGUGAAGUACAGGGGCAAAGGGAGAUUAUUAAAGACCUGGCAGAGGAGAUCAGUGAGCUGAAAAGAAGCAUCCAGACACUUCAACAGAGUGCGGGAGACCCAAGAGAGCUCAUCUUUGCUGAUGUUCUUCUCCGCAGACCCAAGUGUACACCGGAUACUGAGGUUGUCCUCAACAUCCCCACGGAGGGGACAUCUCUCAUCUAGUGCCAGGCCGGGCCUCGCUCACACGGCCGUCACCCAGAACACGUCUCGGCCAGGUUUGGAUGAGGUUCUGUGCCGCAGAGCCCUCCCCUUUCCCCUCAGCUCUUCUUCAUCCCAGCCCUGCUCAGCUUCUUUGAGGACUCACUGGAAUAAGGUGGAGUAAGAAGGUAGAAUCCUAUAAUCUUCGCUGCUGAGCCGCACUGGCUGCGCUCUGUGUUUACAGCAUUCUUGUUGGAAGGAAUAUGCUGCAAGACUCAGGAAUAUGCUGCAAGACCCAUGACAACAGCUCUUGGUGAGGCAUUUCCAGCUUUCCUCACACCCAGAGCCCUUCGUGCCAGUGUGGUAACAGCAAAGGAGUCGCAGCUAAAGGCAAAACGGGCCUUUCCCUCCCUGUGGCCUGAGUGCUAUAAGAGAUCUGCGGACUGGCCUUAGUGCCACAAAGCCUGUCAGCCGAACUGACAUCCCAGUGCGGGGCUGGACUGGCGUCCCAGGCUGGGGCCUGUGCUCACAAAGUUCGGGGCCAGCGUGAGCAGUGCUGGCGGCAGGCGGCCGUCCCCGGCAGCACGCUGCGCUCCUGCAUUGCGCUGCAGGAG
Molecule: messenger RNA, 1693 nt
Organism: Struthio camelus australis
Lineage: Eukaryota; Metazoa; Chordata; Aves; Struthioniformes; Struthionidae
Source: RefSeq, a predicted model, not a curated record